Messenger RNA from Cricetulus griseus (Chinese hamster), 531 nucleotides. NCBI's taxonomy places the organism in Eukaryota, Metazoa, Chordata, Mammalia, Rodentia, Cricetidae. The record is from RefSeq and is a predicted model, not a curated record.
GGUGAUGACCACUCUGAGGGAGGCCUCGUGGAGAAUCAUGUGGAUGGCACCAUGAACAUGUUGGGAGGUGGAAGCAGUGCCGGCCGGAAGCCCCUCAAGUCAGGCAUGAAGGAGCUGGCUGUGUUCCGGGAGAAGGUCAGCGAACAGCACCGGCAGAUGGGCAAAGGCGGCAAACACCACCUCAGCCUGGAGGAGCCCAAGAAGCUGCGGCCACCUCCUGCCAGGACCCCUUGCCAGCAGGAAUUGGACCAAGUUCUGGAACGCAUCUCCACCAUGCGCCUUCCGGACGAUCGGGGUCCCCUGGAGCACCUCUACUCCUUGCAUAUCCCCAACUGUGACAAGCAUGGCCUGUACAACCUUAAACAGUGCAAGAUGUCUCUGAAUGGACAACGUGGGGAAUGCUGGUGUGUGAACCCUAAUACCGGGAAGCUGAUCCAGGGAGCCCCCACCAUUCGGGGAGACCCAGAGUGCCAUCUCUUCUACAAUGAGCAGCAGGAGACUGGUGGGGCUCAUGCUCAGAGGGUGCAGUAA